Molecule: messenger RNA, 1011 nt
Organism: Colletotrichum phormii
Lineage: Eukaryota; Fungi; Ascomycota; Sordariomycetes; Glomerellales; Glomerellaceae
Exons: 2
Coding region: 1-1011 (336 amino acids)
Source: RefSeq, a predicted model, not a curated record
AUGUCCGGCCAAGGCAGAUUCAUCGACCCAAUGGAGUCCUACCUCAACCCCUCCCCCCAAUGCCCAAUCAUGGCCCGCCGCAUCCAGGAAAUUCACCGCGCAGCCCACGCCACCAACGACAGUCACCGUGAUCAUCGCGAGCACCGCGAUCGUGCUCACCACCACCACUACCACCGCAGCACCCGUCACCGCACCCCAGCCCACGAAGCAGACGCCUACUACCCCCGCAGCGGCCCGGCCCCGGGACCGGCCAUCUACGUCCGCUUCGAGUGCGUCCCCCACCGCGAGGUCAUAGCCUGCAACGACAUUUGGCAGACCCUCGGUUCUGCUACCGAAUCCUAUAUCGGCUGUAACCGCACCAAAGGUCUCUGGGACACGGUCUUUGCCGGCGGCUGGACGACGGCUCACCCCGUGGGCGAUCUACCAAAGCCGGGUCCUAGGGAUGAUGACGCCGUGAUGGUGAGGUGUGGUGUUUGGAGGAAGGAUCUUCCCGAGAUCUCUUCUGAAUCCCCCAAAGACUUCUUUCACCUUACAGUAACUGAUUACAAAUCCCUUUCUUCAGAGAUCGACAUCGGCCGCCUCGCAAACCACCUAAAAGGCGCCUCCGCCUACGUCAAGUUCACCCGCGGCACACACCCCCUCGAAGCCCGCUUCACCUUCUGCGACUCCUGGGGCCAAGACGCGCCCGAGGAUAGCAUAAAGUACGAUGGCGACGGGCACAUUAGUACACACAUCUACCUUGCUCGCGCAGCGCACCUCUUCGACGAGCACAAGCGCGCCCGUCUGGAGAAGUAUAACCAGGAGCUGGCGGUGUAUAUCUUUCGGCGGAGACUACAGUUCUGGUUGAGCGAGGGGUUUCUUCGUACGAUGGCUACUAUGGGUGGUGUUGCGCGUGGGAUGGAGGCUCAGGCUGCGAGUACGGUUGUGCUGCUUCCUCGGGACGACGAGGAGUUGAGGGGGAAGUUUGAGGAUUUUGUUGGUGCGAGGGCGAGCUUGGAGGAGACGCGGUAG